Messenger RNA from Arvicanthis niloticus (Nile rat), 3161 nucleotides. It is a transcript of the gene Cdk16, whose product is annotated as cyclin dependent kinase 16. NCBI's taxonomy places the organism in Eukaryota, Metazoa, Chordata, Mammalia, Rodentia, Muridae. Gene Ontology annotation, biological process: protein phosphorylation; exocytosis; neuron projection development. Gene Ontology annotation, cellular component: nucleus; synaptic vesicle; cytoplasm. The record is from RefSeq and is a predicted model, not a curated record. Gene Ontology annotation, molecular function: cyclin-dependent protein serine/threonine kinase activity; ATP binding.
GGUAGAGGGUGUGUGGCAGGGCGGGGCUAGAUUGUCCUAUCUAAGGUGGGAAAGGCCAAUGGUAAUCCAGGCCACCUCUCCUAGAAAGUCAUUUCGAGCCUUUAAAAUUCUCGCCUCCCGAGGCACCACAAAGGACCAGAACUGCUUGGCUCACCUGUUCUUUUUCUCCUUGCAAAAGUCCCGUUCGACACCAUGGGGAUGUACCAAGUGAGACUGUAGGGAAAGAAGGUGGUGACUGGCACUCCUGACUACUGGCUGCUGCUCACCUCGAUGCUAGUAGAUUUCUAGCAGGAUCAAAACUGACUGUUAACCCACCUCUACAUCCCCCUGGCGCCGUUCCAGGGCCAACGCCACAUUCCCGGCUGGGCACGCAAUGGCCGCACCCCCUCCCGCUGCAGACGGUUCUUUCGGUACACGCAGUCCGAGGUUGCCAUGGAUCGGAUGAAGAAGAUCAAACGGCAGCUGUCAAUGACACUCCGAGGGGGCCGAGGCAUAGAUAAGACCAAUGGUGUCCCUGAGCAGAUAGGCCUGGAUGAGAGUGGUGGCGGUGGUGGCAGUGACCUUGGGGAAGCCCCCACUCGUGUUGCCCCUGGGGAGCUUCGCUCUGUUCGGGGCCCACUCAGCUCUGCACCAGAGAUUGUGCACGAGGACAUGAAGAUGGGAUCUGAUGGGGAGAGUGACCAGGCUUCAGCCACAUCCUCAGAUGAGGUGCAAUCUCCAGUGAGAGUGCGCAUGCGCAAUCACCCCCCACGCAAGAUCUCCACUGAGGACAUCAACAAACGCCUGUCACUACCAGCUGACAUCCGGCUGCCUGAGGGCUACCUUGAGAAGCUGACCCUCAAUAGCCCCAUCUUUGAUAAGCCUCUUAGCCGGCGCCUCCGCCGUGUCAGCUUGUCUGAGAUUGGCUUUGGAAAACUGGAGACCUACAUCAAGCUAGACAAGCUAGGUGAGGGUACCUAUGCCACUGUCUACAAAGGCAAAAGCAAGCUCACAGACAACCUUGUAGCACUUAAGGAGAUCAGACUGGAACACGAAGAAGGGGCACCCUGUACUGCUAUCCGGGAAGUGUCCCUGCUCAAGGACCUCAAGCAUGCCAACAUCGUCACACUACAUGACAUUAUCCACACAGAGAAGUCCCUCACCCUUGUCUUUGAAUACUUGGACAAGGACCUGAAGCAGUACCUGGAUGACUGUGGAAAUGUCAUCAACAUGCACAAUGUGAAACUGUUCCUGUUCCAGUUGCUCCGUGGCCUGGCCUACUGCCACAGGCAGAAGGUGCUACACCGAGACCUCAAGCCCCAGAACCUACUCAUCAACGAGAGGGGAGAGCUCAAACUGGCAGACUUUGGCCUGGCUCGUGCCAAGUCAAUUCCUACUAAAACAUACUCCAACGAAGUGGUGACACUGUGGUAUCGGCCCCCUGACAUCCUACUUGGGUCCACAGACUACUCUACCCAAAUUGACAUGUGGGGUGUAGGCUGCAUCUUCUAUGAGAUGGCCACAGGCCGGCCCCUCUUCCCAGGUUCCACAGUGGAAGAACAGCUGCACUUCAUCUUCCGAAUUUUGGGAACCCCAACUGAGGAGACAUGGCCAGGUAUCCUGUCCAAUGAGGAGUUUAGAACAUACAACUACCCCAAGUACCGAGCUGAGGCCCUUCUGAGCCAUGCACCCCGACUUGAUAGCGAUGGAGCUGACCUCCUCACCAAGCUGCUGCAGUUUGAGGGUCGCAAUCGGAUCUCUGCUGAGGAUGCCAUGAAGCAUCCAUUCUUUCUCAGCUUGGGGGAUCGGAUCCACAAACUUCCUGACACUACUUCCAUAUUUGCACUAAAGGAGGUACAGCUACAAAAAGAGGCCAACAUUCGGUCCACUUCUAUGCCUGACUCAGGCAGGCCAGCUUUCCGUGUGGUGGAUACCGAGUUCUAAGCCAAGUUUUAAGCCACAGACCAAGGCCCCAGCAGGCAGCGGCUGGAGGGAUGCCACACCCCUCACAGGGCAGCCCCCAUCUGCAAUCCUCCCUGCUUGUUGCCUGCUUACCUGCCUGAGCCACACUCCCCUGCCAACUUGUCCCCUGCCACCUGCCCAAACACCGAACCACUGGUCUGGCCUGUCAACCCAACCAUUGGCCUGUCUGCUGGGUGCUAACAAAGCUCUCACCACUACUUUGCUUGAUGUGUCUGUCUCUGUCUUGGUAGUUGCUGGUGGACAGAAUGGCCAUGCCAGCUUUCCACACUAAGGCUAGGCCUGCCCCUCUUCAUCACACUCUUUCCCAGGACCACUACCCCAUGGCCAGCCAGGGGUUUGGAGCCAACCCAGGCCAGGCUCUCAAUCGACUUUGACUAGAGGGUAGUGAUGCCUUGGGUCUGAGGCAUCCUCUGCCUGCUUCACACCUGUCCCACUUGCCUCUGUUGUACGGGCCUUCUUUUUUGUUAGUUUCUUUUAUUGUUUUUUUUAUUAUUAUUUUAAAUGAGGUUCUCACUUUUUAAUGCAAUAUCUCUGUAUACAGACUGGUUGGGCGCUACUCCCUGAGUGUGGCCCUCCUAUAGUAUUUUGUGCAAUGAAGUCCCACUCCCAGCCUUUGAGAGGUAGGGACCCAGACCCUAUUCAGAUCCUGACCAUCACUAGACCCUGGGAUUGGCUAUGGGAAAGCAUGCCUCAGCCACUCACCUUCCUCCCCUACCUAGUAUCCCCAGCUAUAGGGGGACCUGAGAACUACCAGAGACUGGGAGAUGGACAUGGUGGGGGCCUACUUUUUCCCUCCUUCAGUCCUGCAGUCAGGGCCUCCUUCCUUCUCAGGGUCUUCCCCAGCCCAGCUCUGCCUAGCCCUCCUGCCCUGUCCUACUCGGUGCUGUUGAGUAAAGGCUCUGCCAGGAAUUGACCAACUUAGUGAGGAGCCAUAUAUAAUAUGUAUAUGUGCACAAGCAGGGGGACAUGUAGGAGCUUGUGCCCAAUUGUUACACCCCAAUCCCUGGGAGGGUAAGGCAGGCCAGGGACAGUCUCCUGGAUGGAUGGUUUGCUCCCCUUCCUCCACCUUAAGCCUUGGGACCCUUAAGUGAGGUGGGAGGGCAAGGGAGGGUGCCCUCCUAGUGGGUUUUGGGGGGAUUGGUUUCCUGAAUGCACCAUAAUCGCUGUAUGAAAUAUUAAAAAAAAGUCUAAAGUGAAAA